GUGCAGAAUUAGGCUGUGAUCCUUAAUAAGUGCACACAAGGACACACUACUAAACACAUUCUCAUUAUGGCUGCUUAUUGGGGAGUACUGUUGGCUUACCUGAGUUGGGUACGGUUUGGGGCACCUCAGAGAGCUCCAGCAAACUCCUUCUACUAUCAAUGCAACAGCACCUCUGUGAGUUUGGCAGUGAGGAUUGAUCCUCUUGGAACAGGACAGCUGCUGGAUCCUUCCAAUGUAUAUCUGGGCCAAUGCCAUCCUUCCAGCACCACAGUGCUACGAGGAUACCUUGUGUUUGAAUACAAUCUAAGGGAUUGUGGCUUCUCCCGUUUAACCUAUGGGAAUACUGUGACAUAUUCCGUAGACUUGGUUUACGUGUCAUCUGGUAUCAGUUUUCAGAGAUUUCCGCAGCCAUUCCGAGAACAGAUAAUCUGCAACUUCACAAGAUCACUGAGUCCUACCCCAUCCAACCUCAUGGCAGAAUCCCAGUUGUCCGGGGAAGGAAGCUUACUAUUCUCUGGCCAGUUCAUGAAAGAUGACUUCUCUGGACCAUCUGAUGUAAAAGUGUUCACGCUGGGUGCUUCUAUUUUUGUGGAGCUGUCUGUCUUUCCUGGACUACACCUGCCCCUUCGGAUUUAUGUGGAUGAGUGUACAGUAGCUCCUACUGACAGUCUCAGCAGUGCAAAGGAAACCUACAGUCUCAUCCAAAAUCAUGGGUGUUUUGUGGAUGGAAAAGAGGCUGCAUCUACAUAUCUGGCCCGUCCUGCUCCAUCGUCUAUCAGACUGUCCUUUCAGGCCCUGAGCUUUAAAGAUCUUGAUACAGAUCUCUUUCUUCACAUUCAGGUUGUAGUCUGGGAUCCUAAAGAUGUGAGUGACCCCAGCAGGAAGGCAUGUUCAUAUCUCAUAGAUUCUGCCAGAUGGGUACUUCUGGAUAAUCCCAGUGACCAAUCCUUGUGUAAUUGUUGUGACUCAAUCUGUAGACCUCGGUCAUCCCGAAGGAGGAGGCAUGUCAACGGUGAUGACAUGGAGGAAGUUGGCUUGGUUCACAAAAUGGUCUUGGGACCUUUCAGGGUGGAUAACUCAGUAAAUGGAAGUCAUACAAUGGACCGGAAUCUAUAUAGACCAACAGCAAGUAAAGGCUUCAUUAUACCACCUGCUGUUGGUGCUCUCUUGCUAGAGGUGGCUGUUCUGCUGGUGAUGUCUGUAGGAGUUGUCAUCUACAGCCGUACAACUAAGAAGAACCCAGAGGAGACUGACACAAAGAGCCUUAUUAGUGAAAUUAAGCAAUGAUUUUUGCAUGUGCUUAAAUAGGCUGUACACGCAGUUGUUGUUGUAAGAUGGUACAAAACAUCCUCACUGGCUGUAUGUAAAACCAUGUAGUGCACUGAUUUUUCUGUAUCAAGAAGAAAGACUGAAAAUGGUAUAACACAACUGUAGGACUAAUCCAUCCCUCAAUACCUUCUACUAAAUAAACUAUACACAAAUAUU
This is a messenger RNA of Xenopus laevis (African clawed frog), 1485 nucleotides long. It is a transcript of the gene zp3l.L, whose product is annotated as zona pellucida sperm-binding protein 3. The coding region runs from base 67 to 1287 and encodes 406 amino acids. The record is from RefSeq and is a predicted model, not a curated record. The transcript is spliced from 10 exons. Lineage: Eukaryota; Metazoa; Chordata; Amphibia; Anura; Pipidae.